GAACCUGUGGUUGGAUUCUGUCUCAAAUCUCGAACGUCUCCUCAAUUCUAUUUGCAUUUUUUUUAUUUACAUUCAACGGAGUUAGCUUAAAAAGCUGGCGUGGAAGGCUUGUUCAGACAUGGUCUUUACUUAGCUAAAAAGCUGCAAAAAUGGAUUACAAACAACGCACUUUACUCCUCCAGCGAGCGUCCGAAAGCGCAGGAAGGAAGUGGUCUGUUUUGGAAGGAGGUGAGGAGCAAGAACUUAUCAAUAUCAGGGAUAUCAUCCAACUUAAGGAUGCCGCGGAUACGGAGAUGCACGUCUCCGAGGUGCUCAUUGGCUCUCUGAUGGAAACCAUGCUGUUCAGACUCUUUAUCAUCGUCGUGAUUACCCUCAACUGCAUCACCAUUGGCAUUCAAACCAAUGACUUAAUUGCAAAAAAGUAUGACAUUGAGUUCACCAUCUGUGAGCAUAUCAUUCUGACCGUCUUCAUCUGGGAGCUUCUGGUGAAGUGGUACUAUGGAUUCAAAAUCUUCUGGAAAAGUGGCUGGAACAUUAUAGACGGUGUGGUCACUUUGUGCCUCAUUGUUGGACCCAUGCUGUUGUCCCACUCAGGAGCAAAUGUACUGAAGAUCAUCAGGGUGCUGCGAGUGAUUCGCAGCGUCCGUGGCUUCGCCUCCCUGCAGGGCGUGUCUGUGAUCGUUCACGUCAUCAUGCAGUCCAUCCCAGACAUGGCCACCAUCUUCCUCCUCCUCGGCAUCAUCAUGCUGGUGUUUGCUGUUUUCGGCGUGACCCUCUUCAGCGCUGCCGUGCCCUAUGCGUUUGGAGACCUGUCCUCAGCUCUCUACACCCUGUUCAUCUGCAUCACCCAGGACGGCUGGAUGGCCAUCUACAGGGAGUUCUACAAGGAGGAGGAGGGUUUGAUGUACGGCGCCUCCAUUUACUUCUUCAUCUUCCUGACGGGCGGAGCAUUCAUCUUCGCCAACCUCCUGGUUGCUGUGGUCACUACCAAUCUGGAGAUCUGCAUGUUCGACAGCGAGGAAAACAAAGACAAGGAUAAUGAGGCCACUGAGGGCCAGAACCUGAUCCACGUGGAGGAUGUGGUGACCAGGACCAUCAUGGUGCGGCGCCAGAGGCCCUGGAAGGCCAGCCGCCUGGAGAACCUCACCCUGGACACCCUGGAGGAGUACAUUUUGGUCCUCUCCACCCUGCAGAAAAACAUGGACAGCUACAAGCAGAUACGGCAGGAGCUGGACAGUAUCGUAGACGAGUUGCACAGCCUGUCGUUCAACAAGGAGCAGGAGCAGGAGGUGAUCCUGAGGAACCAGGUGGGCGCCUCGCUGCAGGAGAACCUGUGGAAGAAUGAAAUCGCAUCAGGACGGACAGGAGACAUGCUGUCCACCCUCAUCACCUUGGAGAAGGCGCACGUGAUCGACUCAGGCACGCCCUCUCCGGGGUUGUUUCAGAAGGGCAUGCGCCACGCUGCCAUGAGGAGGUCGAUGGGAACCGUGGACAACAAUCCUCCUACCACUCCCACUGACGAGCAAACAGAGGAACCCUCCCCAAGCACAGAAUAACCACACAC
Hypomesus transpacificus is the source of this 1564-nucleotide messenger RNA. Its product is annotated as cation channel sperm-associated protein 4-like. The record is from RefSeq and is a predicted model, not a curated record. Bases 150 to 1556 code for a protein of 468 amino acids. Gene Ontology annotation, molecular function: voltage-gated calcium channel activity; calcium-activated cation channel activity. The transcript has 11 exons. NCBI's taxonomy places the organism in Eukaryota, Metazoa, Chordata, Actinopteri, Osmeriformes, Osmeridae. Gene Ontology annotation, cellular component: membrane; sperm principal piece; acrosomal vesicle. Gene Ontology annotation, biological process: transmembrane transport; sperm capacitation; sodium ion transport.